Molecule: messenger RNA, 2684 nt
Organism: Nematostella vectensis (starlet sea anemone)
Lineage: Eukaryota; Metazoa; Cnidaria; Anthozoa; Actiniaria; Edwardsiidae
Product: protein SHQ1 homolog
Exons: 18
Coding region: 464-2323 (619 amino acids)
Biological process (GO): box H/ACA snoRNP assembly
Cellular component (GO): nucleoplasm; cytoplasm
Source: RefSeq, a predicted model, not a curated record
CAAACGGGUAAUCCCAUGACAGCAUGAUUCCAAGAACUUAUGUAACGAGAAUUCUUAACAAGAGCAGCGUCAAAUGAUUCAAGAAAAUGAAUACAAACCAAAUGUACAAAACAGAAACGCAGAUAGAACCUGAAGUAGAAGGUGAACUUGAAAGAAACUAGAUACGAAGAAGAAAAACAUAACUCACAUGAGUUUACCAAGAAAAACAGCUAGUGAGUACGGUAGACACAGAAAGCAGAGCGAGGAUGAUAGCACAAUAAUGAGAAAACAAUAAAAUAGCAAAAUAAAAGUUGCGAGAAACAAGUUUUGAUCUACCUGUGGAUUGGUUGGGACGAGCCAUCCGCAUGACCACGUGCGAGGGAACAAAGCGCGGGAAAUGGGAACUAGUUGUUUUCAACAUGGCGGACUGAACGUACUCAUAUGAAGCAUUGUUGGAAACUCUUUUAUUUUACUCAGUUCAAACAUGCUUACACCGCGAUUUGAGCUCACACAAGAUGAUAACUUCGUGAUUGUCGAGAUUAAAACCCCAUACGUAAAGAUUUCAGAUGUUGAUUUUUUUAUUGGUGGAAGAGAGUUCAAGUUUUUUGUGAAGCCUUACUUUUUAAGGCUAAAUCUCCCAGGAGAAGUGAUAGAAGAUGGUAGAGAAGGUGCAGCCUAUGAUGUUGAUAAAGGGACUUUCACUGUCAAGAUACCCAAGCUGAAUGUUGGACAGGAGUUUCCAGAUCUUGACAUGAUAACUACUCUACUUGCACCUAAGAACAAGUUGCCAGCACCAGCAGGACCAAUGAUUGAAGUUGUCAAUGAUGGAGAAGAAAAGGCUGCAUCUUUCAAUUCGGAUGAAAUUGGUGGUGGUGGUGAUGCUGAUGAUGGUGAUGAUAGCAGUGACUUUGACUGGGAGAUUGAGCAAGUAUUUCCCCAUGAUAAUCUUAAGUUAAGCAUGGAAGAAGAGGAGAAAUAUGGUUUUGCAAGACAAAAGAGUGGUAUUCUCAAACGAAGACAGGAGGAGUUGUUUGAGAUAGCUGAUAUCCAGAGUCCAGAAUCGAUGUCAUUAUCUCAAAUCAGAACUGCCCGACUCUCUUCUGAGGACCUUAAAUUUGACCCUGAGCACUAUCUAGCUGACUAUUUUGAUGAGGAAUCAAUUCAACAUAUACUGGCAUUCAGACCCCCAUGGACAACAGGUUACAGGCAGUCAUCGGUAGAACCAAAGGCAGGAAAUAUUACUGUUCCAGAAUUUCAGACCUCAAACAGUGAGAACGAAGAAAUUAAUAACCAGUCAGAAAAUACAGUUCAACUUACAGAGAAGGAGAAAGAUAAAAUGAGAAGAUUGCCAAACAAAGAAUACAUUCUAGAUGAGGGUGAACAGAAGAGUCUACUGUUGGGGCUGGUGGACAUCAUGUUUGCAUAUGCGUAUAACUAUAGGACAACUGAGGGCGAGAACACUGUUGAAUCCGCUUGGACAGUCAAUAAACUCAGUGCUACCCUUUCUUGGUUUGAGUCGUUCACCAGUCUGCACGAUGUCGUCUCAGCAUGCUGCAGGCGCUCUCUAAGCUACCCUCUCCAUCGGAACUGGAAGAUAUGUGAACGUGUUUUUGAGGACACCAAAGCUUUGUUUGACUCAGGGAGACAUCGUUUGCUAAGGUGUCUGCUGGAAAUUCAUGACUUGUUCAACCAGGAUGACCCUCGAUACUUGCUGAACGAUCUUUACGUUACCGAUUACUGUGUCUGGAUCCAGAAAGUCAGUAAAAAGAAGUUGAAAUCGCUUGCACAAAGUCUUCACGAGUAUAAACUAAAGAUAUCGGAUGUUGGUUGGGAACUCGAUGAACUAGUGUCAGCUGCAAAAUCGCUCGAAGAAGAAACGGAUGAUGAGAAUGAUGAUGAUGAGGAAUCAACUGAUGAUAGUGAUGAAUCAAGUGAUGAUAGUGGUGAAUCAACCGGUGAUAGCGACACGAGCGGUGAAAGUGAACAAGAAAGCGGAAACGCCACAGCUCGGAGUCACCAAGAAGAUUCUAAUGAACCUGUUAAUAAUCUUAACUCUAAUGCUCAACUGCAGGAAAGCUUCGAGUCAUUAUCAUUGCAGGAGACUUUUUCCACAAAACAAGGAUUACAAUCUUGCGACAGAGAUCCCGAAAAAGUGGAGCUAGAACUUCCUGAGAGUUGCGGCACAUUCAACGCGGACUCUAGUCUCCCAAAGGCUGCGGCUGAAUUGCAGCCUAAUGAAGAUUUAUCAGACUCUUCGACGGAGGAAAAUGUGGAGAUCAAAUUUUUCAGUAGUGAUCUGAACGAAAAUCAAAGCCAGAAACCUAAAAUUGUUUUUUUGGAUUGAUUACUUGACGAGACUUCUGGAAUUAAAAGAGAAAUUAAACAUUACUAAACCUAAACCAGCUUUGUGGACGCUUUGUUUUCGAGGUUGUUUUUAUUCUUUUUUUAUUGCUUUAUUUUAUCUGACAGUUAUUGCCGGAAGCACAUUUUCGCUACUUUAGAGCUUAUUGAGAUACAAAAUAAAGACAGUUAAAGGAGGUUGAUAAGCAUCAAAUUACUCAUAGUUUAUUCGUAUGUCAUAAGGUUUUAAAAUCAUAGUCGUCAAUUCAUUUGCGCGAUCAUGUUGGAAAAUAGGCCUUCUUUAAAUAUAAACCCCUCUACUACCUUGAUAUGCAAAAAAAAAUAUACUUUAACGGAAAAAAGAA